Molecule: messenger RNA, 810 nt
Organism: Durusdinium trenchii
Lineage: Eukaryota; Dinophyceae; Suessiales; Symbiodiniaceae
Source: the annotation of a GenBank genome assembly
AUGAGGUACAUCCAAAAGGAUACGCGUUGGCGCAACAAGCAGCGAGCCUUGGUCUUUUGCAGCCGUGGCGUCACUGCAAGGUUUCGGCACCUCUGCGACGACAUUCGCAAGAUGUUGCCGCACCACAAGACGGAGCCGAAGUUUGAGAAAAGAUCCAAUUUCAACGAGAUCAACGAGAUUUGCGAGUUGAAGAAUUGUAACAACGUGGUUUUCUUUGAAGCUCGGAAGCGCGAAGACUUGUACAUGUGGGUUGGCCGAGUUCCUUCCGGGCCCAGCAUAAAGUUCCAGGUGCUCAACGUUCACACAACACAAGAGGUAAGGCUGGCUGGAAAUUGUCUUCUGGGCUCACGCCCAAUUCUGUAUUUUGACAAGAACUUCGGCCAGCUCUCUUACUUGAAGCUCAUGAAGGAGUUGUUUAUUCAGGUCUUUGGGACUCCUCGGAAUCAUCCCAAGAGCAAGCCAUUUCACGACCACAUUAUGUGCUUCUAUUGGCUUGAUCGUAAGAUUUGGUUCAGACAUUAUCAGAUCUCUCCAGAGACACCAGACGACGCGGACAAGCCAGAAAAGCAGGUUCUAACAGAGAUUGGGCCACGCUUCGUCUUGGAUCCCAUCCGCAUUUUCGCUGGGAGUUUCAGUGGACAGACCUUGUAUCUUAAUCCACACUACAUGACCCCUACAGCUUUACGGGUGCAGGCACGAAAGUUGCUGAAGAAUCCCUAUGUGAAGAAGCUGGAAGACAAGGAGAAGUUGAAGCAGAGAAAGGAGGAGAAUGAGCUUUCGGAAGACCCUGUAGAUGAGACAUUCGAGUGA